AUGCCUGGUAGGAGGACGAUAAACAAUGUUGAAGGUGAUGAUGGAGGGAGGAGCCAAGGAGGAGACAGAAGCAUCCAGGGUGGAUCAGACAGAGGGAGGAACCAAGGAGGAGACAGAAGGGACCUGGAGCAGGAGGAGCCAGGGGUGUUUGGUGUUGUGUCAGGUGAAAUGAAGACUUUGUCAGUGAUGGAGGGAGAUUCUGUCACUCUACACACUGAUACUGACAUACAGGGAAAUGAUGCAGUGAUAGAGUGGAUGUUUGGACCUGAAAACCCAGAUACUGUCAUUGCUGAAAUCAACAGAGCGGCAAAUAUCAGUGAUGUUACUGAUGACAGAUUUAGAGACAGAGUUAAGAUGAACAGUAAAACUGGAUCUCUCACCAUCACCAACAUCAGAACCACAGACUCUGGACUUUAUAAAGCAGAGAUCACCAUAAAUGCAGUAGCAGUCAAAACGCUUAGUGUUACUCUCUAUGCUGUUCUUCCUGUUCCUGUCAUUAUCAGAGACACUUCACGACAUUCUCCAUCAUCUGGAAGUUCAUCAGUGUCUAAAUGUUCACUGUUGUGUUCAGUGGUGAAUGUGAGUGAUGUGACUCUCUCCUGGUACAAAGGAAACAGUUUAAUCUCCAGCAUUAGUGUGUUUAAUCUCAACAUCAGUCUCUCUUUACCUCUGGAGGCUGAAUAUCAGGAUAAAAACACCUACAGCUGUGUGAUCAACAACAACAUCAGCAACCAGACACAACAUCUGGACAUCAGUCAACUCAUCAGCCAUGUGCAGAAAGGGGAGCAUCGUCGCACCCUCCCAGGAAGAGAUACGGGGAUCAGAAAUGACGGGGAGCCACCUCUACAAGGCUGCACAGAAAGCAGUCACAUCCCCAGCCCUCAGGCUGUUCUGCGGACCCAUGCUUACCACCUCAAUGGAAAGCAUGGGCCCUGCUCUACCAAGGCCCGCAGAACCUUGGGAGCAAGGGCCGAGAAUAUAGCCAAAGGCUCCUCGGAGCACUCAGAGAGUUUCCACAGAAACAACUCUGACUCUUAA
Molecule: messenger RNA, 1038 nt
Organism: Labeo rohita (rohu)
Lineage: Eukaryota; Metazoa; Chordata; Actinopteri; Cypriniformes; Cyprinidae
Exons: 5
Coding region: 1-1038 (345 amino acids)
Source: RefSeq, a predicted model, not a curated record